This is a messenger RNA of Pygoscelis adeliae (Adelie penguin), 3804 nucleotides long. RefSeq names its product vesicle transport through interaction with t-SNAREs 1A (gene VTI1A). Gene Ontology annotation, molecular function: SNARE binding; SNAP receptor activity. NCBI's taxonomy places the organism in Eukaryota, Metazoa, Chordata, Aves, Sphenisciformes, Spheniscidae. The transcript is spliced from 9 exons. Gene Ontology annotation, cellular component: Golgi apparatus; ER to Golgi transport vesicle membrane; endoplasmic reticulum membrane. The record is from RefSeq and is a predicted model, not a curated record. The coding region runs from base 1 to 588 and encodes 195 amino acids. Gene Ontology annotation, biological process: intracellular protein transport; Golgi to vacuole transport; retrograde transport, endosome to Golgi.
AUGGAUGAUGACAAGAAGCAGAUGGUUGCAAAUGUUGAGAAACAGCUCGAAGAAGCAAGGGAACUGCUUGAGCAGAUGGAACUUGAAGUUCGAGAGAUCCCACCUCAAAGCCGAGGAAUGUACAGUAGUCGAAUGAGAAGCUACAAACAAGAAAUGGGAAAACUUGAAGCUGAUUUUAAAAGGUCACGGAUCGCCUACAGUGAUGAGGUGCGGAAUGAGCUCCUAGGGGAUGACGGGAAUUCCUCAGAGAACCAGUUGAUAAAAUUACGUGAAGAGAGGGCACAUCUGCUCGAUAACACAGAGAGGCUGGAAAGGUCAUCUCGGAGACUAGAGGCUGGAUACCAAAUAGCGGUGGAAACCGAGCAGAUUGGACAGGAGAUGCUGGAAAACCUCAGCCAUGACAGAGAGAAGAUCCAGCGUGCUCGGGAAAGGCUUAGAGAAACAGAUGCAAACCUGGGGAAGAGUUCCAGGAUUUUGACGGGAAUGUUGCGAAGGAUCAUCCAAAACCGGAUUUUGAUCGUUGUUCUGGCAGUCAUCAUCAUCUUCACCACCAUCAUGGCUAUUUAUUUUUCUGUCAGGGGACGCUGAUAUCUUUGUUCUUCUCUAAACAGCAACAAACUGCUUGUUCUGAGUAAUUAAGACAAAGUGGUCACAUGAAUCAUUCUCUUGCACUGACAGAGUCUCCCUCUCUUUUCCACUAUUCAACUCAGGUGCAAGUGGUGUAAAAUAUUUGGUAUUAUUGAUGGCAUAUUUGAUGGCAUGUGGGAUUGAUUAUUUUUUCUUAAAUUUUUUUGUCUUAUCUGAGUGUUUUCAGAAUCUUAAUAUUUGUUGGGGUGAGGGCUUGUUCCAGUAUAAAAAGACUUAAGUGUGUCAAAUUCUACCCCAGACAAUUAGCCUGUAAGUUGCCAGAGUUUAGCGAGGGAAGAGGGGUCUUUGCACUUUUCUUGUGCUAUGUGGGGUGUAUGAAUAUCAAGCAGUAUCUGACCUUCUGUGAUAUAGAAUAUAAGUAAAGCAGAGACCAAAUGAUGUAGAAAGUGAACCUGUCUCCUGUGACUAACUGCUGAACGUGAAUUAGCGUAAUAGACGUAACCUGGUUAAGAACAGUUGUUAGUUUUAAAAAGAGAGCAAACUUAGGAUGAUGUUUAAUAUCUGAUGUGAAUCCAACACUCUAUUUAACAUUUUUUUUUAAAUUAAGCUUUCUUUUCUGCUUAUUCAAAACAAUUCCACUUUCAUCAAGAUCAUGGUAAUGCGUCGCUUGCCCAAAAUGUAGUUGUGACUAAAGCCCAUCUGUUGGAUCUGUUUUAAAUCUUCCAAUGUUGAUAUAUGUACUGAUAAGUAUGCACACUAGGCCCUUAUUGAAGAUGUAUAAAGAUACUUAUCUAUUCAUUGUUGAGUGAAAAGAGACCCUAAGUAAUAGUUCAGUGACAAAUACAUGAUUACAGUGCAUUAAACAAAAAUCUAGAUUUUUAAUAUUGGCCUGACUAUGUUGAGACCACAUCUUGGAAAUACUUUUAGUGUACUAAAUUCUGAUGCGAUAUUCCCCUUUUUCAACAAAAACUGUAAAAAUGUUAAUUUAUACAUGCUUUUAGCUGAUACAAUAUAUCAUAGUUUCAUCUACCUGUGUGUAAAUGAGCCGUGUUUCUCUUUUCCUAGUGGCUGUGCUUCUCCUAUAGACAGGUCUAGGUCAUUUCGCUUAUAAUUAAGCUUACAACUCCAGCAAAGGUCAUUUUCUGGUGAUACGGUAAAGUAAUUUUCAUAACUUUUCAAUUCAUUAUAUGCAAUCCCUUACAAAUAUUACAAAUUGAGAGGGAUUUUAAGCCCUUGAACUUAAGCCGUAAAAUCUUUUCAGGAAGAUGUUCAAAGAAACAAAAAGCUGGUGGCUUUCAGACUCCCACCAAAUUAGGUAGGAACUGAGCACUGAAUUCUCAUGUGUGCCUUAGUACUCCCAGGGUUUUGGCAUCCCUGUGGUCUCUGCCAACUUGCUGUGCUGUCCCUGGGAGUUGAUUUUGGGGCAAACAUCUGGGAGCUGAUUUUGGCCCUAAAUACAUCCCCUCUCUUCUCUACAUGGAAACAAGUAACUCAGCUAAAAGGAUGUUGGUACUGAUGCCACAGCUAAGACUUUGAAAGGUGGUGAUAAAUGCAGAAUAAAAGGAUCCACAAGACAAAUGAUAUUUAUUGAAACAAAAGUACCUGGAUAAUCCAGACCCGUGUUUUUGGGAGGUGCUGCUCUGUGCAGUGUGGCUUGGUCAUGUUCAGCUCCUCACCUCGAUGGCCCUGCACUGUCACAGGGCCAUGGGACCCCCCUCACCACCUCCUGGGGCAUGCUCUCCUUUCAUCCUUGUGAAGCGUGUGGCAUUUAUCACGUGGCUCUUGGACACAGAAAGAUUUGGGUGUUCAGCUUGCAGUGUGGAGGCUGGCCGGCCUUCAGUCACAACGUGCACUCAAAUUAAGCACUCAGGGUUGUGUAAGCAGAGCUCUGGCCGUUAGCUUCAAGUGAUGGCACUGAGCUGAGUUCAGGCAAAUUAGGACAAAGCCUGGCAGCAUUAGAAGGUAUUUAUCCUCUCCUAAGCAAAUUAGGAGAUGCCUAUUUUGUAAAGCAGAAAACUGUCAAGAAGGAAAUCUUAAGCUCCGUCUGUUGCCUAGACAUUCUCUGCGUUGCCUCAAUAAUUUAACUAUCAUGGGGAUUGAUUCAUGACUACUGAUCUUAACAGUGACCUAUGACUAGGUUUUGCCCUCUAUCUAGCCACCUGCUGGAAUCAGCAAAAAGCUGAAAGGAAGCUAGUUUUCCUUAUCCCAGUAUAAAUCUAGGGCAUAGUGUCACAUCAGAUACAUCCACUCAGAUGGGAAUGAGGGAGAGAGAGAGACUGCCACGCAAAGCCUUCAUCUUCACUUUUGAUGAACCUGCCAUCGCUAUGUUUCUCAUGCUAACCUGUUAAUAACUCCUCUGUGCCUGCUUUGCAUCCUCGUGUACUCCCCACAUGUAAAAUAGUGCUCAGGUGGACAUUACGCUCCUCAAAACACAAUGUUGCUGCUCUCUCUCCCCUUUUCCUCCGGCUUGGGAAAUGUGCGGGUGAGAUGCAGCAGAUCCACACGUUUUGGUGGGGAUUGAGCGACUUCGACUGGGAGUGCAGCCCAAGCCACCCACAGGUAGGGUGACACCCCUGGGUCCAGCCUUCCCCUGAACUAGUUUGGUCGCAUCUAUAGCGCAUCUGUGAAUAAAUCCAAGUGCUUACAAAUGUAAACCUCAAAGAGCAAAAUGUUUCUAAUGUUGCCAGCCUUUGCGGAGAAAUGACAAAUUAAAAAACGCACGCAUGGUGCUGCGUGCAAAAUUCAUCCUUGCUAAACAGCUGCGCUCACAGAAUAAAUAAACUAAUUCUAUGCUGAUACAAAAUCAAAAGCAAUUUAAUUAAGGACUCUUAAGUUUUAAAGGGUUUUAAAUGCUAUACUUUUUGGGGAAAUAUCAGAAAAUGUAGCUUGACUGACGUCAGUUCCCAUCUCUGGGAUGGGAGGCCAUUUGCUAUUCUGUUUAAGGCAGACUGGAUUGUCUUAUUUUGGAGCCAGCUUGGUGGGGGGUUUUCUUUGCUGCUGCUUCAGAGCUCUGAGCUUCAAAGGCUGAAAUUAAUGGUGAACAAAAUUGUGCGGCUCUGACCAUCCCAUGCGGGGCAAACCCAUCGAGGGUUAUCAUUAAGUAAAGAAAUAAAGAAAAAAAAAACCUGCCAGUUCCAAAAAAACCUCAUCAGAUAAUGACCUCUGUGAUUGGGUUUUCAUUACCAAACAGCAUCCAGAGAUUGUCUGCCCCAUAGA